ACACGUUUGGACUUGAAGUUACCUUGGAGUCGCUGACAAUAUGUAAUAAUACUUGGAGUUGUUUGGCUUGACUCUGAACUUGGUAAUGUUUCAAUAAAGUUGUUGGAUUUGGGUUGUUUUCUCAGCCGCUUUGCCAGAUGGAGGAAAUUCCAUUCUUUCCUUCAUCUGACAGCCCUCUCAUUCGUCGCUUGCUGGUGGCUGAGCAAAUCAAUUACUCCGUAUACAAGGGCUGCCUUCGAUGCAGGAAAAAUAAAUCGUGAUGCUCUUCGACCACCUGCUGCUGUUGGAACCCCGCCCGAUCAACCUCAACCAGCAUCCAACCACAAGAGCAACUCAGCGCAUCGAAAACAAAUUGCCGCAGAAGCUCUAACCCAAGGCAUCAUUCCUUGGUCACAACGGUUGACAGCUGGAAAGAUCGCUGGGCAUCCGCAUGGUGGUGCGAUGACAGGAACAGGAACCGGGGCUUUGGCGCCAAGCCAUCCCACAGCAGUACAUCAAAGCCUCCAGGACUCCUUGGCUGGGUUCAGGACAGCUCUGACUGAUGAGCAACGCCAAACGCUAGAGAACAUGAACGGUAUUCCCGACACACAAGCCGUUCUCGUUUUUACAGCCGGGCUGGAUUCUAUCAACAGACGGAGAAAAGGCAAAAGUACCUCUUCUCGGCUGCACUCAUUCCUGUCGUCGGUUGGGGGCUUCUGCAACACCAUGACCAAAGGAAGAACCAACAACAUUGUGGAUACUUAUGUAUCGUCAAACCCCGAGAUUGCUGCAUUGGUUUGGGGAAGCAUGAAACUGGCAAUGACGGUUCUCGCGAACUUUAUGUCGUACUACGAUGGCGCCUUUGAGUUGAUGAUGAAAAUAACCGAGCUUUGUCCAGCUGUUUCUGAAUAUGGUGCAUUGUACCCAGAUUCAAUGGCGCUCCAAAAGUCUUUGAGCGAUUUCUAUGCAUCAGUCAUCGAUUGCUGCAAGCGCUUAGUAGAGGAGACGCAGCGCAGUGGAUUUGUCCACUUCUUCACGAAGCUCACAAAAUCAAUCGAUGAGAACUUCAAGCCAGACCUAGCAAAAGUUCAACAUUGCCGGGACCUUGUCAACUCUCAGGUGGUACUUGCUAAAUUUCAAGCCGAUCUACGACAUCAGCAACUCCAAGCAGAGGAACGGCAGGAAGCCAUGAAAAGCAGAUCGAGGCUUUUCCGAUUUUUGUCAUCAGCAGAACGCAGUAUCGAGAAGCAAGACAAUUGGCAAAUUCGAGAGUCUCGCUCGGAAUCAGAGAAGAGGAGGCAGCGGCUGCUCGAUUCUCUCUCUGCGCACGACUUCAUGAGACCUUAUAAGCAGAGUAAUGAGAGACGCUAUGGCAACACUACUGAUUGGGUGUUCAAAACAUCCGAGUUUCAGCGCUGGCUUGAUGGGGAAAGCACUGUUCUUUGGUGCUCAGGAAAAAUUGGUUCUGGCAAGACUGUCGUCGCCUCUAGUGUGAUCCAGCAUAUCCUUAAAGCCAAAGGCUCCCUUGGCUGUCCGGUCUCUUUCUUUUUCGCCCAAGCAGACGACGCCGACUCACUUGAUGCAGAGACCAUACUCAGGUCUAUUUUGUACCAACGACUACUAAACACCAAUAUUUCCGAAGAAAUGGAACUGAAAAUCCGAAACACGGUGUCAACAUCGGCUUUUUCAGACGUUCUAGAUCUGCUUCGCGAAGUGAUACCAGCGCCUCAAACGUCCUAUAUAGUACUCGAUGGGCUUGACGAAUGUAACAAGGAAAAUCGAAAAAUGGUACUCAAAGCAUUGUCGGCACUGGCUUCACCUAACAACAACGUGCGGCUCUUCCUCUCAGCUCGAAGCAGCCUUCAGGAAGAGGUCGAGAGAUAUUUUCCCGUCAUAGAGCGCCUCAAGCUGGGCCAUGAAUCUACAAACGAGGACAUUGCGGCAUACAUUAAAGGCUUUAUUGACGAGAGAAUGGACGAUGGCGACCUGAAAGUUGGAGACCUGUCGUUGUUGGAUGAAAUCCAGAGGGUUCUUACGGAAGGAGCUCAGGGGAUGUUUCUCUGGGUGGUUUUCCAGCUCCAAGAUAUUUGUUCGCAACAUUCCGACAAGGAUAUCCGGCAAACGCUGAACAGCCUCCCAAAAGAUCUUGCCGAAACGUUCCAACGAAUACUUUGUCGCAUCGAGAGCCGGAAGCAUGACGCAGCAGCCCAAAACGUUUUCGCGUGGGUUGCUGCAUCUAAGCGACCGCUUUCCCUUGAAGAACUUCGCGAAGCCCUUGCUAUCUACAUUGGUCAGCAAUACACCGAGAGAGAUCGCUUUUACAACGACAUGGAAAACAUUGCUUCAUGGUGCGGAAAUCUGGUCCAAAUUGACGAGGAAAGCAAGCUCGUACAGUUUGUUCAUUCGGCCGUCAAGGCGUUUCUCUCGGAAGAAUCAAGCGUCCAUAAUCUGCGAGGUUUUCACCUCAAUCUCCGGGACAUUGAUCACAGACUUGGCGAGCUAUGUGUUACAUAUCUCGACCUGAACGACUUCAAAACUACGCUCGCAAGACGCUCCAGACCUGUAGUUGUGGAUCCAUCCAGGGUGGUAGACACAGUGCUCCAACCAGGCUCAAAGAAGACUGCAAUGCUCUCGAAAUUCGCUUUCAAGGAUGCCCGAAAACAUGAAGUGAAACUAGCAGCAUCGUCGUCUUCUUCAUCAACAACAUCCAAUUUGAAAGCCGAACAUCCAUUCUUGAACUAUGCAUCAAUCCACUGGCUGUCGCACACAAAGAAUUUUGGGGAAGACCUAUCCAAGACAUGGAACCAGUGGAAAGCAAUGGUUGUCGGCAACUACAAGAUCGCGCAGACGCCUUGGAAUGGCGAGUUCUACCACGAGAACACAUGGGAUUGGGCACACCGGAAUCGCCACUACGCAUUGAUACGUGUUCUGGUUACGCAUUCCGAAGACGGUGUCCGAUUUCGCCCACACCUACCAGAAUUGGUGAUCGAUGGCGACCUUGUUCUUAUAGAUGCAUUACUUGAGGGCUAUUGGCCACCAGAAAUGCUAACUGGCGCGCUUAAUUAUGCCUCGCAAGGGGGCAAUUUGGAAAUUGUUAAAAGGUUACUCGCAGCAAAUACCGACAUGAACACAUAUACAUAUGCUGGAGGAUAUAUCGCGUUAGGAGCCGCAGCUUCAGGCGGUCAUUUGGAAGUGGUCAAAGAAUUACUCGCAUCAUAUGUCGACGUGAGCGCAGAGCCUGCAGACUUUGGUGGAACUGCUUUACAAACCGCGGCAGGACAAGGCCGUUUGGAAAUUGUCAAGAUACUGCUAGCGGCGAAAGUCGAAGUAAAUGCAGAACCUGCGACUAUAGGCGGGCGGACCGCGUUACAAGCCGCAGCAGAGGAAGGCCAUUUGGAAAUCGUUGAAACGCUGCUUGCAGCAAAAGCCGAUGUAAACGCAUCUCCUGGAGAAUUCGAAGGGCGGACCGCGCUACAAGCCGCGGCAGAAAAUGGCCAUUUGGAAAUUGUCAAUCUACUCAAGAGUGCGGGAGCUGUUGAAUAAAUCUUUUGAAACAACAGAAGAUAACGCCUCUGCUGAUUGAUCCAGGGUUUGGGUCAAACCGCGACUGCGAAAACCAUAGCAACAGCUUUGACUACCUUGGGCAUCUAGCCAAAACAUCUACUCUACCUGGAUGUAUAUAUAGGAUAAUACAGUAGAGAAUAGAUUUUUUUCACUCAGCAAAGCGUCACCAAGCAAACCAGGGGAUUCAGCAUCAGGCAGCGCCGAUGUGACAACCUGCCCGAUCCCCCCCGUCUCUGGAUAUGGUCUUCUUGCAAGUUUACAUGUAGCACCGCAAGGAGCUGCUUGCCACCUUUAGCUGCCAGAGAAGAAUCCGACAGACGCCAGAGGGGUGUGAAGGAUUGACACACAAGGCAGACUGGACGUCUACGGGGCAUGAACUAGAUGGACAGUGAUUACAUAUGUUUUUGUCGUUUUAUUUUCAUUUUACAAAUAUAGAAUACCAAAUAGCACCACGAACGAGUUUGAUCCGCAAAUUUCCC
Molecule: messenger RNA, 4022 nt
Organism: Pyricularia oryzae 70-15
Lineage: Eukaryota; Fungi; Ascomycota; Sordariomycetes; Magnaporthales; Pyriculariaceae
Exons: 7
Coding region: 442-3522 (1026 amino acids)
Molecular function (GO): protein binding
Source: RefSeq, a predicted model, not a curated record